UUUUCUCUGGAAGCGGUCGCCGAGCAUGCUUCAUCCCGGCACCAGGCAGUGCCUAUCGCAAUAACACGCAUGUCGCACGUCGUCGUAUCCUGGUGUAGCUAGAUACCCUGGUGUUUGCUCGUGUCACCUUGAAAGAGCCGGCGAUGUUCGCUUCCCGCGCGAUGGUGAUCAACGUCGUCCUCGCGCAACUUCGAUGAUCAUCGUCAGCUGUUGAAGUCUUCCUCGACCCGAAGUAUCAUAAUUAUGCGGCGAUACCGCGAGGGAUAAAAGAAGAAGAUAUCAGAAGUGACAUUGGAAGCCUUUUGGUUCCUCGACAUCAUCCGAUUGAGCUUGGUAGAAAACAAGAUAAGGCUGAAGAGGAGGAUCUGGAAGGAAGGUCAUGAUACCAGGGGACGUCCGAACUCCCGAGGACUGCUCUUCGUCGUCGUAGGACGGAUCGCACGAUGUUAUCGCAGGCAUUUGACUGGCGUGGGUGCUACUGGGUUCCUCCUCCGCUCUGAAACCGAGGUCGUCAGGUGUGGGAGGGUGCAGGGGUUGCUCGAGACUGACGCAGAUCGCACAUCGUUAUAGGAUGCCGAAGCCAUUUCAAAACCUGCUCGUCUUAACGUUGAUGAUGACGGCGUCAUGUCUCGAGGUGACGGAGAACAACACCACGACGACGACGACGACGGAGACGUCUACGUUGACGAGUACUUCCGGAACAACGAUGACAAUCGCCGCAAUCGAAGAAAAUACAUCGCCGUCAUCCUCGUCUUCUUCUCCUUCUGACGCAGCCUGGGAGUGUCCGAAUAUUACAAAAGCAGGCGUGGAAUGUUCCUGCGACUUUCCACACACGCUGAGAUGCACCGGGGAUCGAACGGCCCUGCAGAUCAUUAGUGAGCACUUGAAACGUAGUCGACCAGACACGAUAUCGCUGCUGGACGUGACCGUGACAGGGAUCUCCGUGUUGCCGGCGCGCUUCUUCGAAGGCGUCGCCCUUCACGGCCUAGUCGUCUCCACCGGCGAGCUGAAACGCGUCCACGAAAACGCGUUCACGGCGUUGGCGAGGCCGUUGCAGGCUCUUGGACUGCCCAACAAUCUCCUGGACUCGGUUCCCACGACGGCGCUAGCGCAUCUGGUCGGUCUGGAUCGCCUGGACCUGUCCCACAACAAGUUGAAGACGUUAGAGGCGGACUCGUUCAAAGGUUUGUCGAGUCUGACUUAUCUGGACUUGUGCAACAAUCUACUGUCGCAAUUGUCGCCGCAAGUCUUCCUGGCGUUGCCGGUGCUGCGUUCGUUGAGAAUGUGCGGAAACCGUCUAAGCGUCUCCGCGCUAUCCGCUCUGAGAGGUCUGAAACGUCUGGAGGAACUGGAUCUGUCAAGCAAUUUACUACUGGGUCCGAUGAGUCCCAAUCUGCUGCCGCAAAUGCCCAGACUGCACUUCCUCACUGUAUCGGAGAACAGUCUCGUCAACGUUCAGCAGGGUGCUCUCAUGGGUCUCAAGAAUCUCACUUAUCUCAGCCUAAGUCACAAUCAGAUCGAUGUGCUGGAGGAUCAUUCGUUCAAAUACCUAUCGACCCUGACGCGGUUGGAUCUGGCGAACAAUCGCAUCGUCGCGGUAUCCAGCGCCUCCUUGGCGCAUCUGGAGAAGCUUGUCACCCUGGAUCUGACGCACAACUUCUUGCGAGCGUUGACGGCCGAUCUGGUGGUGCCGCUGAAGAGUCUCCAGGACUUACGGCUCGAUGACAACGAGAUCACGAUCGUGGCGAGCGACGUGCCGACGUCGAAGCUGCGUCUGAAGCGGCUCUCCCUCGCGGACAACCCGCUGAACUGCGACUGCACCCUGCUGGAGUUUGCCAACUGGCUCACCAACUCCAGCCUGAUGGAGGAGGACAAGUCGUCGGCGGUCUGCGCGACCCCUCCCGCUCUGGAGAACGGGGUCCUGACUCAGGUACCGCCCGGCAGUCUGCUCUGCGGCGAACCCACGCCGCCCAUAAUGACCCGGGUGCCCCUGGGGGACCAGCUGAGUCUCAAGGAGUUCCGUUACGACGAGUCGACCGGCAUCAACCUGCUCUGGCACUUGGAGCAGUGCACCGAGCAUUACACCUGCGACUCGCUCAUCGUUUACGAGACCGUCGACGACAGCGAGAUCCGGACGGACUCCAGCCCGUUGCACUGCGACUCCAGGAUGAUGCGAGAUCCAUGCACCCUGCCGGUCGCCAUCCCGGCCUCCGUGCACCUGAAAUUAGGCCACAAGUAUCGUUACUGCCUGGUCCUGCUGAUACCCACGACUUACGACGACAUGUCCUUAGGUCUAGGCUGCAGCGACAUCCUCGUCCUGGAGGAGACUCUGAAGAGGCGGAAGAUAGCUGCAGAAGAGCACGCGUCGAGCGAAGAAGAUCAUCAUCGUCCCUCGGUAUCCUCGACGCAGUCGCCCCUGGACUCUUAUCCGCGGAUCACCGGCGUCCACGUGAACGUAUCCGACAAGGGAUACCUACACGUAGACGUGGUUCUUUCCAGGACAAAGGAGACGGCUAUCGCAGCCUCCUGUCAGCUGUCGGUCGUCGUGUUUGACGCGAUAUCCGCGAUUCAUCGGCAGAGGCUCAAUUGCAGCCGCGCCUUCAUCGCCGACGUGCAGGUCUCGUGGCCGAGUUACUACAGGGUGUGCGCCACCUUGGACGAGCUCGCCAACGUGACCUUCGUCGCUUCGUCCGGCGACUUGGUGGACGAUCGCGAGAGGUUUCGCUGCGUCGACGUGGUGGAGCACAGCUAUGGUAGACAGAAUGCAGAGGUGUUCGUGGCGAUGGCCGUCGUCGCAGUCACCGGCGUCUUCCUCAUCGUCCUCGCCGUUCUUGGUAGGAGCCUCGUUAAGCGGCUGCGGCAUCCCAGGAUCCCGGCGCAGUGCUUCCUGCCGGCUCAGGAAUUCGAGAUCACCCACAAGGCGCAUUAUAUCAAGCUUCUGGCCACGACGAAGGUUUAACCAGGAUAUCGUCGAUAAAUAUCU
Nylanderia fulva is the source of this 2983-nucleotide messenger RNA. It is a transcript of the gene Lrt, whose product is annotated as Leucine-rich tendon-specific protein. Lineage: Eukaryota; Metazoa; Arthropoda; Insecta; Hymenoptera; Formicidae. Gene Ontology annotation, molecular function: protein binding. The record is from RefSeq and is a predicted model, not a curated record.